Messenger RNA from Rhopilema esculentum, 4363 nucleotides. RefSeq names its product golgin subfamily A member 2. The record is from RefSeq and is a predicted model, not a curated record. Gene Ontology annotation, biological process: Golgi organization. NCBI's taxonomy places the organism in Eukaryota, Metazoa, Cnidaria, Scyphozoa, Rhizostomeae, Rhizostomatidae. Gene Ontology annotation, cellular component: Golgi apparatus; cis-Golgi network; Golgi cisterna membrane.
AGGCCUGGAAACUAGUGUCUUCGUGUAACAAGAAACAUGACAGCCAUAAGAGAGGUGGAGAAAUAUUUUCUUAGCUGUAACAAAUAAAGAGACAGGAAGAUUUUUAAUACAAAGAAAGCUAUAUAGACUCAAAGGAUAGUGCAAGAUGUCUGAGACAUCACGACAAGAGAAAUUGGCUUCCGCCAAGCGAAAGCUAAAGCAGUUCCAGCAGAGGAAAACACCAAGCAAUUCUCCUGCACCAAACCCAAGUCCUAGCCAUAGUCUUCAGAAGACAUCUAAUGAACUCAUGUUUGGACCAGGCUUUCAGUCACCAUAUAAUCAAAGUCAGACUUUGAGUCCUCAGUCACUUCAAUUUACUCCAAAAAAAAUACAAGAUGCAGGCACACCCAACUCUCCAGCUAAAAAUGUUAAUGGAGAUCAUCGGGAGGCUGACAAAAAGGAUGGAAAUCCAGCCAUUCAUGCAAAUUCACCUGAUAUUACUAAAAGUGAAAGUAAUAAAAGACAUGCCAUCCAGACAUCAGAGAUGAUGAAGGCAGAGGAUAACAUCAGCAUUCAAAGAGAUUUCUCUCCAGCUGAGAAAAUAAAGCAUAUUUCAAAUCAGUUAAAUGGAAUGAUCACAAAGGACAUUCUUCUAAAUGCAGAUGAACAAAUUCUAAAGGAACUAGGAUCACUUGAGAAAAGAAAUAACGAGUUAGAAAGUAGCCUGCAAUCAUACAAAAGAUCAAAUCAACAGUUAACCAAUCAACUUAACGAACAAAGGAAAAUGGUAAUACAGUAUCAAGAGAAAUUGAAAAAGGAAAAGUCGGAAGGCUCUGGGGUGCAGUCGCAAGAACUAAGAGCAGCAAAAGAGCAGCUUGAGGUUCAUAUUCAAACAAUUGGUAUUCUGGUUUCUGACAAAAGCGAAUUACAAGAAAAUCUCAAAAGAUCGCAAAAGAAAUUGCAGAAAAAGGAGGGUGAAAACGAGGAUUUACAGAACAGACUCCAGGCCGUACGUCAGAGAGUUGUUGAAUUGGAAAGAAACUUAUCCAACUUGCAAAUGAAUUGCGAAAAAUAUCAAAAGAACAACAAAGACCUGGCACAGGAAUUAGAGAAAUCCAACACUAGAUGUCACUCUGCUGUAAAAGAAAAAGAGGAUUUAUCUCAACAGACGUCUGAGCUGCGUGAAAUCCUAGCCACGAAGUCUGCUGAAAGUGAUAAGUUGCAGAACAAAGUUACUGAAUUGACCAACAAACUUCAGAAAGCUGAGAACAUCGCUCAACAGUUGUCAUCAGACUCGAGUAGCUCAGAGUCGUGGGAUAAACUUCACACUGAAUCUGACAUGUUAAAGCAAAAGCUCAGUGAGCAAACAAAGCUUUUAGAAAAGCUUAGUUCAGAAAAGGGGGAGAUUCUAGAAAGAAAUCACUUGCGAAUUGAAAGCCUCGAAUUGGCGAUUGACGAUCAGCGUGCAUUGAUCGAAAAGUACGAGAAUCGAAUUGAAGAGCUAGAAUCGAAGGAUGCCACUUCACAGCAACAGAUAGUUGAAUUUGAAAAGAAAAUUGCGGAAAUGCUCGAUAAAGAGGCAAUGCAACAGACAAAAGCCACCCAUCUUGCUGCAGGCGAAAUCGAGAAACUAACGAACGAAAAGUCAAGUAUAGAAAAUGAACUGGACAUACAGGUCAGCGAGAAUAGACGAUUAAGCAAGCUAGUUUUGGAUCAAGAUGAACGAAUCCAAGAGUUGGAGUCUGCCGUUGCUAGAUUAGGUGAAGACGCCGUUGACCGUGUGUCAUUGCUUGAAGAUAUGCAGAGCGAUAAAGAAACAAUCAGUCGUGCCAUGCAGCAAAACAAGGCGCUCAAGGAUCAAUUAGAGCAGCUGGAAAGAGGCUUCGUCAAGACAACCAAUUCAAAUGCCGAGCUCACCACCAGCCUGCAGAAAGAGCAACAUCUAAACACAGAAUUGGCUUCAAAAUUGAGUGAAAUUGGCGUUGAAUUAGAAGAGAAGAAAGCCGAGCUCCAAAAGAUGGAUUCUGCGUCGAGGAGUCUUCAGACUGAGAUUUCGGAAUUGAGAAACAAUUCUUCUCUAAUGGAAACCAACGUGGAUAGUGAAAAGCAAGAACUUCUAACAGCAAUCGAAAAAUUACAAGAGCAUUUAGACCGCCAGAUUCAACAGAACGAGAAACUCAGACAUCUGGAAGGGCAGUUAGCGCUAACAGAUAAAUUGCACACGGAGCUACAGUCUGCACAGGACACUAUCAACUUAUUGUCGAUACAAAAUGGACAGCUGCGAGAGCAACUACGAAGCAACGUAUACAUUACUAACCAAGAUGACGUCGACUCUGGGAUGGACCCAAGGCGACAAAAUGGUUAUGAUCAUGAUCAUAACGCAGAUGGUGGUGAUUCGCAUUUGGAUGACCAUGACCAUUCUGAUGUGGAUGAUCAUGAUACACAGAGCAACGAAGAGAGCUCGGAGGAAGUCGAUCACGACUCAUAUGGCCAGCAAAAUGAUUCAAUCACCCAGGAAGUGUUAUACUCAUAUCGCAAUGCCAUUGGACAACUGGAAGCAGACCGUGAUGAGCUCUACGAAUUACUUCAGAAGGAGCGCCAGGAUUCUGCGGAAGAGACGCAAAAAAUCAAAGAUCACAUGGAGAUGCAACUGCAACAACAGUUGAAGCAGCAACUACGCCAUGUGCAGGAGCAUUACCACCAACAAAUCCAUGAGCAGCAAUUGCAAAUAAAUAAACUACAAGAAACCAUUGAUGACCACAAGAGGCAGGAAAACAUUAUUCAAGCUGAUGUUAAUGACAAUGGGAUCAACUUCGACACCUUAAAAAUCGCGUUUCACCAACUUCAGAAUCGAUUCAAAUCACUUUUGGAUGAGAAAAUAGCUUUAUCAGACAAACUUCAAGAGAUGGAGCAUAGCAACUUCCAGCUUGCGUCUGAAACUGAAACCAUCGGUGAAUACAUAAAUCUCUAUAGAACACAAAGAUUGGCUUUGAAGGAUAAAUUUUUAGAGAAAGAUCGUUUGAUCUCUCAGUUAUCAAAUGAGCACAGCCGAAUGCAGUCGAAGAUUUCGCAUCUUCAAGAACUUGUUAUGCAAACUUUGGCUGAGAAAUCUAGAAUAGAAGAAGAAAAGGUACAGCUACAAGAGCUCGUAAACAAAAGACUUGCAAUACAAUCUGGCGAAGAGCGAGAAACUGAAAUCCCUAAAUUUGAUCUAUCGAACAAUUCUCUAUACGAUGAGACCAUAUCUUUCCCAUCAAACGACGAGGAUCAUUCGAAACACAUAGCGGGAAGGAGAGAAAGGACAGAAAGCGAAACAAGUGGUUUUAGUGAUGGUAAAAGACAGCAAAUUAUGCAGUUAUUUGAACAAUUAAACGACACUGGGGAGGGGUAUCAAAGGGGGUGGCUGUCGCCUGCUGUCAGGCGAAAGGAGUUUACUCCAUGCAAACAUUGUGGGGGUAGGACAAUUAAUUUAUAGGGUCGGGCAUUAUUGCCCAUGGCUAGGUGGUAUUCAGGCUGUACAUGGUUGGUUUUUAUUAACAAGCUUUCUGUAUUAGUAUUUGUAUUCAUAAGCAGUUUUGUGGAGUAUAUCUUCAAGAUGGUGAUUAUUUUUGUUAAUAAAAUGGAAGCGGAAAGUUAAACGAACACCUAGGCACUGAAAAAUGCUCGAGUAUAAUGACAUUUUAUACGCAUUUGCAUCGGUCAUACAGAAUGCCCAGCCUGGAUAUCUCCUGUCCAAUCAUACCGUAUUCUGAGGCAACUAGAAUUUUUGGCAAAUUGCUUAACAAUAAACAGAGGUAUAGAGGCAAACUUUGUAUUUCUACUGGAAAAUAUCAGGUUCAGUACUUGAUACUCUGCACAAAAGGUGAAUUGCCUUUGCAAUAUCUGGGUAUUAGACUGCAAUAUUUGGCAAUACCUGGGUAUUUUACUAGUUAAUAAUUGAGUAUUUAGAAAUGCUAUGUACCAGGUUAAUUUACUAGCUAAUAAUUGAGUAUUGUACUUGGUAAUAACUGGGUAUUUCACUGGUUAAUACCUGAGUAUUUAAAAAUGUUAUGUACCUAGGUAUUGUACUUGGCAAUACCUAGGUAUUUUUCUGGUAAUACCUUGGCUAUUUUUAAUAGAUUUCAGGAUAACAUCUCAUUCAGGUAGUAUAGGAUAGGCAAGCAUAUCUUGACUAAACGAAAAGACAUCAGAACGUCAUGAAGUUAUAGAAAAAGUUGCCAAAAAUUCUAGUUGCCUUCUUAAUGAAUUUUAAAAUUGUGCUAUUAUUGAAUGGCAAUGUAUUGUUUGCUAUGCAGAGAAUGAUAUUUACAUUAGCAAAUUAUUAGAUUGGUAGAGACUUUGAUGUACUAUUCUUAAAAAAUCACUCAAAAAGCUAUCGAAUUUA